Molecule: messenger RNA, 24032 nt
Organism: Spea bombifrons (plains spadefoot toad)
Lineage: Eukaryota; Metazoa; Chordata; Amphibia; Anura; Pelobatidae
Gene: OBSCN
Product: obscurin, cytoskeletal calmodulin and titin-interacting RhoGEF
Exons: 93
Coding region: 240-24017 (7925 amino acids)
Molecular function (GO): guanyl-nucleotide exchange factor activity; protein binding
Source: RefSeq, a predicted model, not a curated record
AAAUCUGAUUCCAAUUUUUAUUUGAUUUCAUUUUUUUCCAUCCCUUUUUUUUUUUCUUUUUUCACCCCAAUUGGAUUAAGCCGAGAGGGAUUGUACAAAGCCCGGAGUCUGCAGAGUUUUCUAAGGACCCCCCGACCAAGGCGCACAGUGGUCCCCAGAUGAGCGGCCGAGAGUUUCCCGGUGGAUCCAAACUCUGAACGCUGAAAAGUGCCCAAGAACUCAAGAAAGAGAAUUCCAAAAUGGAUUACAGCUCGUUUAGUGGGGCCCCUCGGUUCCUCACGAGGCCGAAGGCCUUCAUGUUGUCGGUGGGGAAAGACGCCACGCUCAGCUGCCAAAUAAUCGGAAGCCCCAGGCCCACCGUCACCUGGGAGAAGGACAAGCUCCACAUCGAGUCGGGAGGCCGGUACAAAACGGUGGCGGACGACAACCUAUAUCGGCUCACCAUAUACGACUUGAACUUCGGAGACAGCGGCCAAUAUAUUUGUAAGGCUAUCAACAACAUCGGCGAAGCCUUCGCGGCUGUUACAAUCAAAGUGGGCGACGACAAGGAGAGCACGGUGGCGGAAUGCAGUCCGUAUUUCAUCCUGAAGCCGAUCACUGCCAGGGUGAACCUUGGGGAAGAUGCCUCCUUUCAGUGCAAAGUCUUGGGCAACCCAACCCCAUCCGUAAACUGGGAGAAAGAUGGCCGACAGCUCGGGAAAGGCUCCGAUUCCAACCGCAUACGCGUGGAGGCUGACGGAGAGUCCAGCUCCUUGAGGAUACACUGUAUCCGGUUUUCAGACAGCGGGACUUACAUAUGCCGAGCCGAGAGUCCCGCGGGCCAAGCGACGGCAUCGGCUUCUCUGCUCAUCGACUCGUUUAGCAAUCUUAACGCAAACAGCACGAGUGCUCUAGAGACGGGAUACGGGAAGAGCACCUCGCUAUUAUCUCACCUGCAGAAACGACGCGAGGAAAUGCGGAAGUCGGACAUCUCUUACCUCGGGUCGUACGACUCAAAAGUCACGUCCUACUCCGCUCUCGACUCCGGUUUGGGUUUCGGCUUGUCUCUGGACUACGAAAGGGCAGCUUCCCUGACCCCCAAAGCGACCCGCGACGGGUCCGUGGGGGUUCUCACGCGCACCUGCACCGUCACCGAAGGCAAGCAUGCCAAAAUGAGCUGCUAUGUUACAGGCGAACCCAAGCCGGAGAUCGUAUGGAAAAAGGACGGGGAGGUGAUCGCGGAAGGACGGAGACAUGUCGUGUACGAGGACGAGCAGGAGAACUUCGUACUGAAAAUCCUCUUCUGCAAACAAAUCGAUAAUGGCUUAUACACCUGCACGGCGUCCAAUCUCGCCGGACAGACCUACAGCUCCGUACUCGUCAUAGUGAAAGAGCCCAGAGUGCCCUUUAGGAAAAAGUUGACGGACCUGGAGGUGCGGGAGAAGGACUCCGCCACUUUCCAAUGCGAGGUCCCGCUUUCCAUCACCGAGUCGGCCUGGUUCAAGGAGGAAACUAAAAUUCAGCAGAGUUCCAAAUACAGCAUCGAGGAGGAAGGAACCGUCAGGAGGCUCACGAUACAGAACGUCACGGCCGACGAUGACGCCGUCUACAUCUGCGAGAUGAAAGAAGGCAGCCGGACCAUCGCCGAAUUAUCCGUCCAAGGGAAUAUAAUUAAGAAACUCCCGAGGAGGAUGGCGGUUCCGGUCAAAGACACAGCCAUCUUCUGCGUUGAGUUGGAAAACGAUUGUCAGAAAGUCCGUUGGAUGCACAACGGAGAAGAAGUUAUCCCCGGGGGCCGCGUUUCCAUCACGUCCUCAGGCAAGCAGCACUCCAUGAUCAUACGCGAGUGCCAGAUCAGCGACUCCGGGGAGAUCGCCUUCAUUGCAGAUGAAUGUAGAACGUCCACCAAGUUCACCGUCUCCGCUUUAAGGAAACCUCCAUCCGCUGCCCCUAUUAACCCCGUGGUGACCGAUAAAACGGAAACCUCUGUUAAAUUAACCUGGUCCCCUCCCCCUAUGGAACGACCGGUGGCCAUCGACGGGUACAUCGUAGAACGGAAGAAGCUGGGAGCCAUGAGUUGGGUGAGGUGCCACGAAUCGGCCAGCGUCCCGGUCUCAGAAUUCACCGUCAGCCACGUCCCCGACGAAGGAAGUUUCCAUUUCCGCGUCAGCGCGGUGAAUAGUUACGGUCAGAGCCCGUAUCUGGAGUUCCCGGGGACGUUGCACCUUGAACCCGUUCCUUCGGUGAAAACUCCCCUGAAACCCGUUGAAGUUACGAUAGGAGGAGACGCCUCGUUCUCCGUCGACCUCACCACCGUGUCUUCCGGCCUCUGGCUCCUAAAUGGAAAAACCGUGCAAAGCAACGAGAAAUACGUGAUAAAGAGGCUGAAGAACACGCACGUUCUCACUAUCAAGAGCGUCACCGAGGAAGACGACCAGCUGGAAGUAAAAUUCAUCUCUAAGGGAAUCGAGAACUCGACUCAGCUGAGAGUAAAAGCGCUCCCUCAUUUUACAAACACGCAGAAGGCAAGAGACGUGAAGGUAACGUAUGGUGAGCAGGCAGAAUUAGUCUCUGAAAUGUCAGAGGAGAACGUCAAGGUUUCGUGGUAUAAAGGCGGCAAAGAGAUCCGACAAUCCAAAAAAUUCUUCCUGGAAACGAAGGGGAAAGAGAACAAACUGGUGAUCGUGUCGGUAAAGAAAGAAGAUGAAGACGUUUACACGUGCAAAGUCGGUUCUGACGCCGUUACAUUUAAUUUAAAAGUUACAGAACCGGCGCCGGCGUUUGCUAAUCUGGAGAAGGUCCAGAAGGAGGUCCAAGCCGUCCUCAGCGAGACGGCCACCCUGAGCUGCGAGGUGUCCGAGGCCAAGACCGAGGUGAAGUGGUACAAAGAGGGGAAGCUCAUCACCUCCAGCAAGCGGGUGAGGGUAGAGUCUGAGGGCAAAUCCCGCCGUCUGGUGGUGGAGCAGGUGGAGAAGAAAGAUGGCGGAGAAUACAGCUGUGAGGCCGGCGGACAGAAAAUCAACUUCAAGAUCAACGUGAAAGAACCAGAGCCGGCAUUUACCAAUCUGGAGAAGAUCCAGAAGGAGGUCCAGGCUACCUUGAAGGAGACGGCCACCCUGAGCUGCGAGGUGUCCCAGGGCAAGACCGAGGUGAAGUGGUACAAAGACGGGAAGCUCAUCACCUCCAGCAAGCGGGUGAGGGUGGAGUCUGAGGGCAAAUCCCGCCGUCUGGUGGUGGAGCAGGUGGAGAAGAAAGAUGGCGGAGAAUACAGCUGUGAGGCCGGCGGACAGAAGAUCAACUUCAAGAUCAGCGUCAAAGAACCGGAGCCCAUGUUUAUCAACCAGGAGAAGGUCCAGAAGGAGGUCCAGACCAUCUUGAACGAGUCCACCACCCUGAGCUGUGAGGUGUCCCAGGCCAAGACCGAGGUGAAGUGGUACAAAGACGGGAAGCUCAUCACCUCCAGCAAGAGGGUGAGGGUAGAGUCUGAGGGCAAAUCCCGCCGUCUGGUGGUGGAGCAGGUGGAGAAGAAAGAUGGCGGAGAAUACAGCUGUGAGGCCGGCGGACAGAAGAUCAACUUCAAGAUCAACGUCAAAGAACCGGAACCUGCAUUCAUCAACCAGGAGAAGGUCCAGAAGGAGGUCCAGACCAUCCUAAACGAGACGGCGACCCUGAGCUGUGAGGUAUCCCAGGCCAAGGCCGAGGUCAAGUGGUACAAAGACGGGAAGCUCAUCACCUCCAGCAAGAGGGUGAGGGUGGAAUCUGAGGGCAAAUCCCGCCGUCUGGUGGUGGAGCAGGUGGAGAAGAAAGAUGGCGGAGAAUACAGCUGUGAGGCCGGCGGGCAGAAAAUCAACUUUAAGAUCAACGUCAAAGAACCAGAACCUGCCUUCAUCAAUAAGGAGAAGGUCCAGAAGGAGGUCCAAGCCGUCCUGAACGAGUCGACCACCCUGAGCUGCGAGGUGUCCCAGGACAAGGCCGAGGUGAAGUGGUACAAGGAAGGGAAGCUCAUCACCUCCAGCAAGAGGGUGAGGGUGGAAUCUGAGGGCAAAUCCCGCCGGCUGGUGGUGGAGCAGGUGGAGAAGAAAGAUGGCGGAGAAUACAGCUGUGAGGCCGGCGGACAGAAAAUCAACUUCAAGAUCAACGUCAAAGAACCGGAGCCUGCAUUCAUCAACCAGGAGAAGGUCCAGAAGGAGGUCCAAGCCGUCCUGAACGAGUCCACCACCCUGAGCUGCGAGGUGUCCCAGGCCAAGACCGAGGUGAAGUGGUACAAAGACGGGAAGCUCAUCACCUCCAGCAAGAGGGUGAGGGUAGAGUCUGAGGGCAAAUCCCGCCGUCUGGUCGUAGAGCAGGUGGAGAAGAAAGAUGGCGGAGAAUACAGCUGUGAGGCCGGCGGGCAGAAAAUCAACUUCAAGAUCAACGUGAAAGAACCGGAGCCUGCAUUCAUCAACCAGGAGAAGGUCCAGAAGGAGGUCCAGACCAUCUUGAACGAGUCCACCACCCUGAGCUGCGAGGUGUCCCAGGACAAGACCGAGGUGAAGUGGUACAAGGAAGGGAAGCUCAUCACCUCCAGCAAGAGGGUGAGGGUAGAGUCUGAGGGCAAAUCCCGCCGUCUGGUGGUGGAGCAGGUGGAGAAGAAAGAUGGCGGAGAAUACAGCUGUGAGGCCGGCGGACAGAAAAUCAACUUCAAGAUCAACGUGAAAGAGCCAGAGCCUGCAUUCAUCAACCAGGAGAAGGUCCAGAAGGAGGUCCAGAGCAUCCUGAACGAGUCGACCACCCUGAGCUGCGAGGUGUCCCAAGACAAGACCGAGGUGAAGUGGUACAAAGACGGGAAGCUCAUCACCUCCAGCAAGAGGGUGAGGGUAGAGUCUGAGGGCAAAUCCCGCCGUCUGGUGGUGGAGCAGGUGGAGAAGAAAGAUGGCGGAGAAUACAGCUGUGAGGCCGGCGGACAGAAGAUCAACUUCAAGAUCAACGUCAAAGAACCGGAACCUGCAUUCAUCAACCAGGAGAAGGUCCAGAAGGAGGUCCAGACCAUCCUAAACGAGACGGCGACCCUGAGCUGCGAGGUGUCCCAGGACAAGACCGAGGUGAAGUGGUACAAAGACGGGAAGCUCAUCACCUCCAGCAAGAGGGUGAGGAUAGAGUCUGAGGGCAAAUCCCGCCGUCUGGUGGUGGAGCAGGUGGAGAAGAAAGAUGGCGGAGAAUACAGCUGUGAGGCCGGCGGACAGAAAAUCAACAUUAAGAUCAAUGUGAAAGAACCCGAGCCCGCAUUCAUCAACCAGGAGAAGGUCCAGAAGGAGGUCCAGACCAUCUUGAACGAGUCCACCACCCUGAGCUGCGAGGUGUCCCAGGACAAGACCGAGGUGAAGUGGUACAAAGACGGGAAGCUCAUCACCUCCAGCAAGAGGGUGAGGGUAGAGUCUGAGGGCAAAUCCCGCCGUCUGGUGGUGGAGCAGGUGGAGAAGAAAGAUGGCGGAGAAUACAGCUGUGAGACCGGCGGGCAGAAAAUCAACUUCAAGAUCAACGUGAAAGAACCAGAACCUGCAUUCCUCAACCAGGAGAAAGUCCAGAAGGAGGUCCAGACCAUCUUAAACGAGGCGGCCACCCUGAGCUGCGAGGUGUCUGAGGCCAAGACCGAGGUGAAGUGGUACAAAGACGGGAAGCUCAUCACCUCCAGCAAGAGGGUGAGGGUAGAGUCUGAGGGCAAAUCCCGCCGGCUGGUGGUGGAGCAGGUGGAGAAGAAAGAUGGCGGAGAAUACAGCUGUGAGGCCGGCGGCCAGAAAAUCAACUUCAAGAUCAACGUCAAAGAACCAGAACCUGCAUUUGUCAACCAGGAGAAGGUCCAGAAGGAGGUCCAGAGCAUCUUGAAUGAGACGGCCACUCUGAGCUGCGAGGUGUCCCAGGAUAAGACCGAGGUGAAGUGGUACAAGGAUAAGAAGCUCAUCACCUCCAGCAAGAGGGUGAGGGUGGAAUCUGAGGGCAAAUCCCGCCGUCUGGUGGUGGAGCAGGUGGAGAAGAAAGAUGGCGGAGAAUACAGCUGUGAGGCUGACGGGCAGAAAAUCAACUUCAAGAUCAACGUCAAAGAACCGGAGCCUGCAUUUAUCAACCAGGAGAAGGUCCAGAAGGAGGUCCAGACCAUCUUGAAUGAGACGGCCACCCUGAGCUGCGAGGUGUCCCAGGACAAGACCGAGGUGAAGUGGUACAAAGAGGGGAAGCUCAUCACCUCCAGCAAGCGGGUGAGGGUAGAGUCUGAGGGCAAAUCCCGCCGUCUGGUGGUGGAGCAGGUGGAGAAGAAAGAUGGCGGAGAAUACAGCUGUGAGGCCGGCGGACAGAAAAUCAACUUCAAGAUCAACGUGAAAGAACCAGAGCCCAAAUUCUUAAAGCCCUCCCACAAGGAGCCGAUUAUUGUCCAGGAAUAUGAGGACAUUACACUGGCAACCGCGGUCCACCCAGACAGUAGCCAAGUGAAAUGGUUUAAAGAUGGAACCGAGCUCACGGCAACCAAGAAGUACCAAAUAUCUGCCGAAGGGGCCUCUAGAGUUCUCAUAGUGAAAAUGGCAGAGAGAACAGACAGCGCCGAGUAUACCUGCAAGACGAAAAGCGAUAAGCAGGAGUUCAAAGUACAGGUUAAAGAAAUACCCCAAACGUUCCUACAGAAGUUGGAAGCCCUCACUGGUGAGACGGGGAGCACGGUCACCCUGACCUGCGAGUUGAGCCAAGUGAAGGGAGAUGUUCUUUGGCGGAGAAAUGGGGCAGAAAUCCAGCCCAGCAAACGCUUCCAGAUCCGAGCAGAUGGAACCAAACGCACGCUGAUUAUCACGGGGCUCCGGGCUGAAGACGAGGGAGAAUAUUCCUGUGAAUCCAGGGAUGAUAAAACCAUUGCUCAGCUUAUUACGAAAGCUCCCAGAGUGGUCAAAUUUACCGGAGAGCUUAACAACGUGGUCGUAGAGGAAGGAGCAACGGCCACUUUUAAAUGCACCAUUUCCCUGGAUGACGCAGAGGUGACUUGGUACAGAAAUGGGGUUAAGAUUGAAAGCAGCGAGAAGUACACUACCAGCAAGAAAGGCAAAAUCCACAGCCUUAUUAUCAAUGACCUGAGCCUGCAGGACGCGGCCGAGAUCAUGGCAGAAUCCGAAGGGGUGAAGACCACCGCAAACCUCAAGGUCCGAGAAGCCCCGGUGUUAUUUAAGAAGAAACUAGAAGCCAUCGCAGUAGAAGAAAGACAAACCGUCCAGCUGGAAAUCGAGCUGUCAAAGGUCUCCAAAGAUGUCAGAUGGACGAAAAAUGGAAUUGUUCUCCAACCUGCCAAGAACCUGGAGAUGAAAUCCGAAGGGACUAAGCACACCCUCGUACUAAAAAAUGUCACAUUUGCAGAGCGUGGACUCUAUGCCUGCGAGACGUUGGACGAUAAGACCCAGGCCAAGCUCACCGUGGAAAUGCGCCAGGUGAAGAUUGUGAAAGGUCUGCGGGAUGCUGAGGUCUGCGAGAAAGAAUCGGCCACGUUUGAGGUGGAACUGUCUCACGAGGAGGUCGAGGGGUGGUGGGUCAAAGACGGGAUCAAGAUGAAGCCAUCCGAUAAGUGCAAAAUCACGGCCAAGGGCAAGACACACGGGCUAAGCCUCUCUGCUCUGGAGCAGGACGAUUCGGGCCAAGUCUCGUUUAAAUCUGAAGGAAUACAUACCUCCGCCAAACUCAUCGUAAAAGAACCUCCAGUUAAAAUCACCCAUCCUCUUGAAAACAUUGACACUCCAGAGAAGGAGAACGUGACGUUUGAGUGCGAAGUGUCCAGGUCCAACGCAGAAGUGAAGUGGUUUAAGGACGGAUCUCAGCUACGUCCAAGCAAGAAGAUCACCAUCAUUUCACAAGGCAAGAAAAGGAGUCUCACAAUUCACAAGUGUGAGUAUGAAGAUAAAGGAACGUACAUUUGUCAGACGGGAGAAGAUCAAACUUCGGCCAGCCUAACAGUCCACGCACGAGACAUCCAGAUCAUUAAGCCGCUGGUGGAUGUGGAAGUGGUGGAGAAGGAGAGCGCCUCGUUCCUUUGCCAGAUUUCUCACGACGAUGUCCAGACACAGUGGUACAAAAACAAUGUAAAGCUAAGAGCGGGAGACAAUGUUAAGAUGCGCCAGGAAGGACGGACCUUUGUAUUACUUUUUAAGAGCGUCCAGUCUGAAGAUGCAGCUGAAAUUAAAUUUGUGGCUGAAGCAGCGGAGUCCCGAGCCAAGCUGAGCAUUAAAGAACUUCCAGUGAAAAUCAUCAAACCGUUGAGGGACAAGAUCGCCAUCGAGAAACACAGGGUGUUCCUUGAGUGCCAAGUGUCUCGAGCCAACGCCAACGUGACUUGGUAUAAAAAGGACAAGGAGAUCGCCCCGGGUGAUAAGUAUGAGAUCGUGAGCCAAGGACUGUACAGAAAGCUCAUCAUUAACGAGGCCGAGUUUGAGGAUGAAGAUACUUACACCUGUGAUGCUGUAGACGACAAGACGUCGGCCAAGCUGUUGGUUGAAGAACAAUCUAUCAAUAUCGUGAAAGAUCUGACCGACGUAGAAGUGACUACGCCUGAAAAGGCGACUUUUGAAUGCGAGACGUCGAUAGUAUCGGUGAAGCCACCAAAGUGGAUGUUGGGCAGAGAUGUUCUUCAGGACGGAAAGGAUGUUACCAUAGAGCAGGAAGGAACCACACACCGUCUAAUACUCUGGAAAACGACCCCUGAGAUGACGGGAGCUGUCCAGUUUCAUAUUGGAAAAUCCAAGUCCUCGGCCAACCUGGUCGUAAAAGAUAUCCCACUGAAGGUAACCCAGAAAAUGGAAGAUAAGAGCGUCAACGAAAACCAGACUGUCAUUUUAUCUUGCGAAUUCAAACCGGCACCCAAAUUUGUAGAAUGGUACCGGGGCAAAACUCUAAUAGAACCAUCAGAGAGAUACAAAAUAAAACAGGACAUGCACAUGGCUGAGCUCCGGAUCGUCAAGGUGAAUCCAGACGACGCCGGCGUGUACACCUGCAAAGCGGGAAACGUGGAGACAUCGGGCACACUGGCCGUCAAAGCCCGCGACGUGAAAGUGUUGAAGCCUCUGGCCAACGUAGAGGUCGAGGAGGAAAACGGGGCAAUGUUUUCUUGUGAGUUAUCUCAUGACGAUGAGGAGGGCGAAUGGUUCCUCAAUGGCACUCUCCUCUACUCCAACAACGUCAAUGACAUUAAGAAGAUCGGAGGUACUCACACGCUGACCCUGAAACAGCUGGCACCAGAGGACUCCGGGACAGUGAGCUUCAACACCAAGAAAUUGUCCCUCAGCGCCGAGCUGAAGGUCAAAGAAAAGGCAGCUGUGUUCAUGAAGUCCCUGGACGACGCGGUUGGGGAAGAACGUGGGAUUAUAACCCUGGAGUGUGAAGUCUCCAAACCCAAAGUCAAGCCAGUGUGGAAGAAAAACGACGCGAUUUUACCCAACGGCGACAAAUAUCAGCAAAUGCAGGCCGGGAAAACCGUGUGCUUGAUUAUCCAUGACCUGAGCAGGAGCGAUGCGGGGCUGUAUACGUGCGAUAUCGGGACAGACGUCGCAAGGUCUAAAGUCAGCGUUCAAGAGCUCAGUAUCGGAAUAACCAAACGUCUGAGGACCACGGAAGCCAAGGAGGGCGAGAGCUGUGUCUUCGAGUGCAUCCUUUCUCACGAAAGCAUCGAUGAUUGCUGCUGGAGCGUCAACGGCCAGACCAUCGAGGACGACGACCGGUUUGAGGUCUCCAAUAAGGGUCGUAAAUACAUGCUCACCAUUAAGGAAGUGAGGGCCAGCGACUCGGGUGAAGUGGUCUUCACAGCUCGCAAUUUGACUUCCAAGGCCUCGCUUAUAGUGAAAGAAAAGCCGGCCGUGAUAGCGAAACCUCUGGAAGAUAGGACGGUGACCGCGGGAGAAGACGUUGUCCUGAGAUGCGAGCUCUCUAAGCAGGACAUAAACAUAAAGUGGACAAAGGAUGGAAAGGUGUUGAAGAACACCCAAAAAUACGAACUCAUCCAAGAAGGGACAGAGGCCAGGUUGACGAUUCAUGAAGCCACGUCGAAGGAGUCCGGGGAAUACGUUUGUGAAACUAGCGUCUCCAAGACCAAAGCCACCGUUCUAAUCACAGAAAAGCCAAAUCGCUUCACCAAAGAGAUCUCGGACAUUGAAGAGGAGGAAGGGGAAACGGCGGCGUUCCUGUGUGAGACGGAAAAAUCUGCCGCAUCGGCGACCUGGAGGAAAGGAAGCGCCGAAAUCAAACCAAGUGACAAGUAUGAAAUUAAGCAGAAGGGCAAUGUCCUCAGUCUGACCAUCAAUGACCUAAAGGAGACAGACAGUGAUACUUACGUAUGUGACAUUGGUGAAGCGCAGACCAAAGGCUCGCUCGCUGUUAAAGCCGCGCAGGCUUAUUUCAAGCGUGAACUGCAAAGCACCGAGGCCGUGGAAGAUGAAACAGCGACGUUGUCAUGUGAAAUAUCCAACCCCAAAGCGGCAGUGAAAUGGAAGAAAGACGAGAAAGCCCUCGAACCGAGUGAGAAGUAUGAGAUGAGAGUGAAGGACCACAAGGUGGAGUUGCUGGUUCAUCAUUUGGUGAAGGAGGACGCCGGGAUUUACACCUGCGAGGCCGGAGAGCAAAAGUCUACAGCGACGCUAGCGGUGAAACCUGUGCAGGUUCUCUUUAAACGCGGUCUCAGGAACGAGAAAGUCAAGGAGGGAGUCUCUGUGAAACUGCACUGCGAGCUGAGCAAGGCCGGCGCCCCCGUCAGAUGGACCAAAGGAGAGCAAGCCCUCGAGCCCAGCGAGAAAUAUGACAUUAAGCAGCAAGGAACAGUGGCUGAACUCUCCAUCCUCAACGCCAAGCCAGAAGACUCCGGGGACUACACGUGUGACACAGGAGACCAAAGAAGCACAGCGCAUGUGACAGUGACCGCUCUCCCAGUUCGCUUUAAAGAAGACCUGAAGGACACGGACGUGGAGGAAGGCUCCUCGGUGACGUUGUCGUGUGUCAUCACCAAACCCCAUGCCCCUGUGGUGUGGAAGAAAGGAAUUACGGUCCUGCAAGCCAGCGAGAAAUACGAAUUUAUACAGAAGGAGACCCAGGUGGAGCUGGUUAUCCGAAACGCGGUGACGGAGGAUUCGGGGAGCUACACGUGUGAUACCGGGGACCAGCAAACGUCCGCUCGGGUCAAAGUCUGUGAGGUACCAGCGCAAUUCACAGAAGAACUGAAGCAUCAGGAGGUGACAGAAGGAGAAGCGGCCACGCUGCGCUGCCAACUUACUAAAUCCGACGUCACGGUGCAAUGGAAGAAAGAAAACAGAACCAUAAAACAGAGCAAAAAGUACAAGAUACGGCAGGAGGGCGCGGUGUCCGAGCUGAUCAUACGGGAUCUCGAGCCAGAAGACGCUGGAGAUUAUUCCUGUGUGUGCGGAGAACAGCAAACCACAGCCACGGUGAAAGUAACCGCUCUCCCACACGAAUUCAAGGAAGAGCUGAUGAACAAAGAGGCCGUUGAAGGCGACUCGGUCACUUUGCGCUGCGAACUGACCAAGUCUGGAGCUUCUUUAGAAUGGAGGAAAGAAGACAAAACCCUCCAACCAAGCGAUAAAUACAAGGUCCUUCAAGAUGGCCUUAUCGCUGAGCUCGUUAUCAAUAACGCGGACCUUCAUGAUACCGGGAAGUACACCUGUGUGUGCGGAGACAAGCAGACAGCGGCAAACGUCACCAUCAAUGCUCUACCGCCAAGGUUUAAGGAAGGCCUACAGAACAAGGAAGCCGUCGAAGGGAGCUCGGUAACUUUACGUUGCCAGCUGACCAAACCCAACGCUUCCCUGGAAUGGAGGAAAGGAGGAAACCUUCUCAGAACGAGUGAUAAAUACACUUUUAUCCAACAAGGUCUUGUCGCGGAGCUGCAUAUCAGCAAUCUGGUUCUACAAGAUGCCGGGGAGUAUACCUGCGUGUGCGGAGACUACAAGACAACGGCUUCGCUGAACGUGAAUGCCUUACCACCGCAAUUUAAAGUACCGCUAAAGAGCAAGGAAGCCGUCGAAGGACAAUCGGUCACCUUCCGCUGUGAACUGACCAAGCCCAACGCUUCUCUGACAUGGAAGAAAAGCAACCAGAUUCUCGAACCAAACGAUAGAGUCAGGACCGUCCAGAAAGGCCUUGUCGCGGAGCUGGUGAUCAGCAAUCUCACUCUGCAAGAUGCCGGGGAAUAUACGUGUGUUUGUGGAGAUCAGAAAACGUCAGCUUCGUUGGCAGUGACUGCGCUCCCUGUAAUUUUCGUGGAAGAAUUGAGAGAUGACGUGGCGACAGAAGGUCAGACCGCCAUCUUGCGUUGCGAGCUGAACAAGUGUGACGAAACCGUUUCUUGGAAAAAGGAAAAUCGAGCGCUCGAAGCAAGUGACAAAUACAUUAUGCUGCGGGACGGGGGUUCCGCCGAACUGAAAAUUCAGAACCUUGAACUGAAAGAUGCCGGAACCUAUUCGUGCGUAUGCGGAGACCAGCAAACCAAAGCAACCGUGACAGUGCAGGAAUUGCCGGCACUUUUCAAAGAGGGAUUAAAAAAUAAGGAAGAGGUCGAGGGUCAGAGCGUCGCUUUCCGCUGUAAGAUGACUAAACCCAACGCCAAGGUGGAAUGGAGGAAAGGUCACGAAACCCUUAAAGGCGGGAAAAAGCAUAAACUGCGACAGGAGGGGGUCGCAGCGGAACUAAUAAUCAGCGAUCUGGAACUGAAGGAUUCUGGGAAUUACACGUGUGUUUGUGGAGAGGAGGCCACUACAGCAACCUUAACAGUGACGGAACUUCCCGCUCGCUUCAACGUUGGCCUGACAAACGUUGAAGUUACGGAAGGGGGGAAGGCCGUUCUGCGCUGUGGGGUGACCAAGCCGUCGGCCCCCGUGCAGUGGAAGAGAGGAGAGAAAGAUCUCAAACCGACAGACAAAUACGAAAUGAGACAGGACGGUUGUACCGUAGAGCUAGUGAUCAGUGACGUAGAGACGUCCGAUAAGGGAACCUACAUGUGUGUCUGCGGCGAACAGAAGACGUCCGCUUCGCUAACUGUGCACGCUUUGCCCAUAAUUUUCAAAGAGGAACUGAAGGACGUGGAGGUCACGGAAGGCGACGCGGUCACCCUGCGCUGCGUGGUGAAUAAAGCCAGCAUUCCCGUGGAAUGGAAGAAGAACGGAAGCAAACUCAGAGCCAGCGACAAAUAUGUCUUCCGGCAAGACGGCCCGACCGCUGAGCUGUCCGUCUGUAACGCCGACGUGAAGGAUUCGGGCGAAUAUUCAUGUGUGUGCGGCGACAAGAAAUCUUCUGCCAUGGUGAAAGUCAACGCCAUCCCUGCAUUUUUUGAAGAAGAACUUAAGAGCAUUGAAGCGACGGAAGGGGACGUAGCAACUCUACGUUGUCAGCUCAGUAAACCGGACGCUUCUGUGAAAUGGAUGAAGGGAGCCCAGGAGCUAAAACCUGGAGAUAAAUACAAAACAGAGCAGAGAGGGACCACCGCCGAGCUGCUGAUCCGUAACCUUGUGCUGGGGGAUUCCGGCUCUUACACCUGCGCGUGCGGAGAAAAGCAGACGACUGGCAACCUAACCGUGACCGCUUUGCCGGUCGUUUUCACCCAACCUCUCCAGAACUGCGAGGUCCAGGAGGAGAAAACGGCGACCUUACGCUGCGAGCUUUCUAAGCCUAACGCUGCCGUGGAGUGGAGGAAAGGAGGUCUCGGUCUACAGCCCGGCACCAAGUACGAGAUGAGGCAGAAGGAGCGGACGGUCGAGUUGCUGAUACACAACCUUAAGCUUGAAGACACCGGAGAGUACAGCUGCGAUACGGGAGACCAAGAAACAAAAGCAUAUCUAACAGUGAAAGCCGUGCCAGUACUCUUCAAGAAACCCCUGAAGAACACUGUGGUGGAAGAUGGUGUGACUGUCACGCUCCGCUGUGAAACCAGCAAACCCAAUGCUCCUCUGGAAUGGAGGAAAGGAACGAUGGUGCUCUUCCCGUGCGCCAAAUACGAGAUGAGGCAAGAGGGCGCGGUGGCCGAAUUGGUUAUUUAUGACGCCGAGGCAGAAGAUGCUGCCGACUAUACGUGUGAUACGGGAGACAACCAGACUACUGCCACGGUUAAAGUAAACGUCCUCCAGUUUGUGAAGACGCUCCAGAACGUGGAAGUCGAGGAGCGCGGAACAGCGAGAUUCCGCUGUGAAUUGUCUGCCAAGAUGGCGACGGUGGAGUGGCAGAAAGGCACUAGAAAGCUACAACCCGAUGCCAAGUAUGAAAUGAAAGAAGACGGUCCUGCGCGAGAGCUGAUUAUAAGCAACCUGGAGAUGGAGGAUGCUGGAGAGUACACCUGUGUGGCUCGGAACAAGAAGUCCUCAGCGACGCUAACUGUUAAAGAAGUGGACGUGACCGUAGUCCACGGCCUGAAGGACGUGUCUGUGUUUGCCGGUGAGGAUGUGGAGUUCAGAUGCCAAGUGUCUCAUGCGGAUGCCAAGGACGUCGAAUGGAAACUGCAGGGAAUCACUCUAGAGACCAACGAAAUGAAUGAGAUUUCAGUGGAGAAAGAGAAGGUCCAUCUCCUGAAGCUGAAAGGAGUGACUUUGGAGGACUCCGGAACGGUCAUCUUUAGGGUGGGGCCAUAUACAUCGACAGCCGAGCUCGUAGUCAAAGCUCCACUGCCGGUGUUUACCAAAGAGCUGAAGGACACAGAGGUGGAAGAAGAUGCCGGGGUUGUUUUGCAGUGCGAGGUCUCCCAGCCUGGUGUCCGCGUGGUUUGGAGAAAAGGCACAGAACAGAUCUCGCCGAGUGCGAAGUAUGACAUCCGGGACCUCGGAACUGUCCAGACGCUGCAGAUUUCCAGCUUAAAACCAGAAGAUUCUGGAGUUUAUAUCUGUGACAUCGGAAGUCAGCAAACCAAAGCAAAAGUAUCCGUUUCAGCGAUACCGGUACUUUUUGACCAGGAGCUCCAGAACCAGACUUGUGAGGAAGGCUCCGCGGUCGUCGUUCGAGCCCAGCUUUCGAAGCCCAACGCUCCCGUGCAAUGGACGAAGGGCACGGUGCCCCUGCAGGCCGGCGACAAAUACGAAAUAAAACAAAAGGGGAAGACGGUGGAGUUAAUUAUCCACGGUGCUGAGCCGCACGAUUCCGGGGAUUAUACCUGCGAUACAGGAGACCAGAAGACCACUGCGGCCGUGAGUGUUACAGCGCUGCCGGUGCAGAUAACACAACCGCUGCAGAACCAGGAGGGUGAAGAGAACAGAUCAGUCAUCCUCCAUGCGGAGAUCUCUAAACCCAAUGCCCCAGUCACGUGGAAGAAAGCUGGGUCAACGCUCAAGCCAGGGGCCAAGUACGAGAUGAGGCAAACGGGGCAUGUGGUGGAACUCCAUAUACACAAACUCCAGCAGUCCGACGCCGGGGAAUAUACCUGCGACACCGGGGACCGCUCAUCAACCGCAGCCGUCUCUGUCAAAGAACCUGAACCAUUCAUUGUUGACCAAUUGGAGAACAUUAUAGUAGAGGAAGGAGAAGACGCCAUCUUCAAAUGUAAGGUGUCCAAGGACAAUGCGAAAGAUGUUCAGUGGUAUCUGGCUGGCGUUCCCCUGCAGAAUAAUGAGAUGAACGAGAUAUCUGUCCAUAAGGGCAAGAUUCACACUUUGACUUUAAGGAAGGUGUCCCUGGAAGACACGGGCCUCGUCAGCUUUAGGGUUGGACAGAACACCACUGUUGGAGAGCUUACUGUAAAAGCCGUUACGCUGAGUUUCUCACAGCCCCUCAAGGCCGCUGAUGUAGAGGAGAAUGGAGUGGCUGUCUUGCAAUGCCAACUGUCCAAACCCAAUGUCCAAGUGGAGUGGAGGAAAGGAUCGACCGCGAUCCAACAAGGAGGGAGGUACGAAAUCAGCAUCCAGGGGACCGUCCACGAGCUGCGUAUCGAGGAUGCUGCGCCUGAAGACUCCGGAGAGUACAGCUGCAGCGCAGGGAGUGAAAAAACCUCAACAAACCUGAAAGUCAAAGCCCUCCCGGUGGUCUUCAAAAAGGAACUCGAGAACAUUGAGCCGGAGGAGGGGCAGUCAGCGGUCUUACAGUGUGAGAUGUCCAAGGCUGGUGCCCACGUAGAGUGGAGAAAAGGCGCGUUGGUCUUACAGCCCAACGAAAAGUAUGAAAUGAGGCAAACGGGCACCACGGCGGAGCUCCUCAUUCAUAACAUGGACCUCGAGGAUUCUGGAACUUACACCUGCUGCGCAGGAGACACGCGGACCAGCGCUUCGGUUUUUGUUCAAGAGAGUGAUGUAGAGAUAGUGUCGGGUUUAAGGAACGUGGACGUCUUUGCUGGGGAGACAGCCAUGUUCUCCUGCGAGCUUUCCAGGCAGAACCUCCGGAAAGUUCAGUGGUGGCUCGACGGUUCUCCCCUGCAGAACAGCUCGGUGAACGACAUAUCCGUGCACGACGGCAAAGUCCACACUUUAACCCUAAAAAACCUUGGGGCCAAUGACUCUGGCGUUGUCACCUUCAAAGCUGGGUCCCUCAUUUCUUCUGCUAAACUGCUAAUCAAAGAUCCAACCAUUGAGGUGGUCAGUCCCAUGAAGGACGUUGCCAUCGAUGAAGAUGACACCGCAGAGUUCAUCUGCCAGUACUCUAGGCCCGUGCACGCCACCUGGAAGAAAAACGAUGUUGAGGUUCGGGCGGACGGAAAACGAGUCUUUAUCGAGCAGGACUGGAAUGUAGCCAAGUUGACAAUUAAGCCGGCGGUGCCAGAAGACAGAGGCGUCUAUGUGUGCGAAGCUGACGGCACUAGAGUUGUCGCUAUGCUAGAAGUCGAAGCCAAGAAUAAAAUCCUACAAGGGCUGGAGAACAUAGACGCAGUGGAAGGAGGUGAAGCUCUGUUUGAGUGUUACUUGGCCAAGCCGGAGAGUUGCGACUACAACUGGCUAGUUGACGAUGAGCCGGUCAAGACGUCGGAGAAUGUUGAGAUGGUCUUCUUCGAGAACGGCCGUAGACAUCUUCUCUUACUCAAGAACCUCACUUCUGAAGAUAGCUGCAGGGUGACCUUCAUAACAGGCGAUGUGGUUUCCUCAGCUUUCCUGACUGUUCGAGGGUGGCGCCUGGAAAUUUCGAAGCCUCCAGCAGACACAGAAGUCGUUGCUGGCGACAAAGCAAUGUUUAGCUGCAUGUUAAGCGAAGCCGUACCAGUAAACGAGGUAGCCUGGUAUUUUAACGGUGUAACCAUCCAACAAGAUGAGCACUGGGCAAUGCAGGUGGAAGGAAACCUGUACAAACUGAUUCUUACAGACGCUCAGCCGCACCAUUCCGGAGAAGUUGCCUUUGCUUCAAGAGAUGUAAUAGUAUCAGCCAAACUCUCUGUCCUUGCCCUCCCCGAUCCCCCAGAAGAACCGGAGAUUGUAAGUAAGACCCACCACUCGGUGACACUGUCCUGGUUCACUCCACUGAGUGACGGUGGCUCAACCAUUGUAGGAUACAAUGUUGAAAUGAAAACCCCUGAUAGUGACUGGCAGCUGUGCAACCAUGAAAUGAUUCAGAACAUGGAAUAUGUGGUGGACAAUUUGGCUCCUGGAGUGGCCUACAGAUUCCGCAUUUCCUCAGUAAAUAAACUUGGAGUUGGUGAACCGGUUCAUUUACCCCAGACGGUACAGCUAGAAAAACAGGUCGCCGUACGGCAGGAGCUCAUAAACAAAACAGCCCGUGUCGGGGAAAGCGUUCGCCUCGAGUGUGAGUUGUCAAAGGAAAGCAAUGACGUCACAUGGAUGAAAGAGAGAGCGCCGCUGCAACCAGGAGAGAAAUACAGCUUUGUGUCCGAAGGGAAAAAGCAAGCGCUUGUUAUCCAGAAUCUGACGGCGGCUGACCAAGGCACGUACACGUGCCUGACCUCAUCCGGUUCGCAAACAACCGCCAGUCUGUCCUUGGAAAAACAAAUAAUCCCAGAAGUAGUGACCGUACAAGAGAUUCUUAAUCUCGGCCAAGAGAAGACCGACCUCACGACCGAGAACGAAGAUGGUACUCAACCGAGUCUUCCCCCUGAGGCUGCCCAAGAAGGCGAUCUCCAUUUAUUAUGGGAGGCUCUGGCCAAGAAGAGGCGAAUGAGCCGAGAACCUACCUUGGAUUCCAUCUCCGAGGUUCCCGAAGAGAACGAGAAGCUCAGGUUGAAGCGGGAAGCUGAUAAACGCUCGGAGAUCUCGGGCGAUAUAUCGGAUGACCUGCACACAAGCGAGGCGGAUUUCUCCAUGACGAGUUCCGAUGACGAAUCGCGGGCAGGAACCCCGUCUCUGGUAUCUUUUCUUAAAAAAGCAAGCAAAUCAACCAUCACGUAUGGUACAAAAGUUCAACGAGUGUCAACCAGCAAAUUCUUCAAGACAUUUGAAGUAUCGACAACGGAGACCAAGGAACAACCGCCACCCCAAAAGACAGAGGAGCCCGAGGCACUUGACAUCUUGGACGAUGACCCGGCUUUAGAUAAAGCGGCCGUGAAAAUCCAAGCCGCUUUCAAAGGCUACAAAGCCCGAAAGGUCAUCAAGCAGCAGGAAUGCCCGGCCUUUGCGGAGACAUUUAAGGAUUUUGAGGUUGAGCUAGGAGGAACGGUCCAUCUCGAAUGUGUCGCCAUUAGCAAGACUGACAUUAUUGCUCGUUGGCUGAAAGAUGGGAAAGAGCUUUCCGAUGGCCGGCAUUAUCACAUAGACAAUUACACUGACGGGACGUGCUCGUUAAUCAUCACGGCCGUGGAGCUGCAGGACACCGGGGAAUAUACAUGCGAAGUUUCGAAUAAGUUUGGCUCCGUCAGCCACAGUGCUAAGUUGGUAAUAACAGGUGGGGAGAAACAAAAGGUCAUAGCGAAAAAAAUAAUAUCUCAUACCAGAUCCGGUACAGACAGCGAAACCGAGAGCACCUCAGGAAGCGAUUUGGAUGAUGCCUUCAGGAAAGCGGGAAGAAGACUUCACAGAAUCUUCCAAUCUAAGUCCUCCCUGGAACGGUCUGACGUGGAAGACGAGAUAUUUGUUAGCGCCGAUGAGGGAGAACUGCCCCCAAUAGACCACCAGACGUACCGCGAGGACGACAGAUAUAUAUACAUCAGGUUUGAAGUCAUGUUGGAAGCUACGGUAGCUGCCACGCGAUUCAGGGAGAUGUUCUCCGCCAUGGGCAUUCCAGUUAAGAUAGAUAUUUUGGACCAAGGUCCGAAGAAGAUCGAAUUAAGAAUAAUGAAGGUAGAAAAGGGAACCACUGAGCAGCAAAGAAUGGAAGCCAAGCACCAAAUGACCAUGUUAACAUCAGACACCGCACCUAUCUUUAUUACCGAGCUUCAGAACCAAGAGGUUCAAGAUGGCUACCCGGUCAGUUUUGAUUGCGUUGUUAUCGGAAAACCAAUGCCAACGGUCCGCUGGUUUAAAGACGGGAAGGUCAUUGAAGAGGACGACCAUUAUAUGAUCAACGAAGACCACGAAGGAUGUCACCAGCUCAUCAUAACCGCCGUCAUCCCAAAAGAUAUGGGGGUAUAUAGAUGUCUGGCCGAAAAUCGCAUGGGGGUAUCGUCCACCAAGGCCGAGCUCAGAGUUGACUUAACCAGUUCAGAUUACGAUACGGCAGAAGCCACCGAGACAUCGUCCUAUUUCAGUGCCCAGGGUUAUAUGUCCAGGGAACAAGAAGGGUUGGAAUCGGCCACCGAAGAGGAACAGCUGCCCCAAAUCCUGGAGGAACUACGGGACAGCCUUGUUGCCCCGGGAACCCCGAUUGCCAAAUUUGAAAUUAAAGUAAAAGGAUACCCCUGUCCCCGUGUGUACUGGUUCAGGGACGGGCAGCCCAUUCAUGCUUCUGACAGAAUUCUCAUCACCAAUAAGAAGAAGAUGCAUUCUUUGGAAAUUCUAAACGUUACCAAGGAGGACGCCGGGGAAUAUUCGACGUAUAUCAGUAACUCCUCGGGCUCGGCCUACUCGUCCGCCAGGCUUGUGGUCAAAGGACCAGAGGAGCUGCAAAAGGACAAACCGACAGAAGCCGCGGGAGACAAAGAAAAACCUAUCCCACCUAUGUUCCUGGAGAGAUUCACAAAUAAGAAAGUUCAGAAAGGUUCCAGCAUCACGUUAUCCGUGAAAGCUGAAGGUAUACCAGCGCCAACAAUUACAUGGCUGAAGGAAGAAUCCCCAGAAGACGUCCUUUGGAUCAAGCCGGAGACCCCUGGGUACAAACUGGCCAGCUCCAAAAUGCACCACAGCCUCAUCUUGUUGGACGUGGGCACGGAGUUCUCAGGAAUUUACACUUGCAUCGCGACCAACAAAGUCGGACAGUCCAUCUGUAGCGCCUCCGUUGAAGUUGUAGAAGCAAAAGAAGCAGAGGUUCUGGCAGAGACUGACAAAAUUGUGAAGGAAGUCUUACUCAGAACAUCCCAGCAAGGAUUUGGCGAAAAGGAGAAGGAUGGAGGUGUAAUUGGCAUUUCAGUCCAACCUCCUGAAGCAGAAGGAGAAGGUGGAGAACCCAGCAGCGGGCCGGGAGCCAAACCCCACAUUUCUCUGACAGACGUCGGGACAGAAGAAUUCUUCCAGAAGCUGACAACACACAUAACAGAGAUGGUGUCGGCCAAGAUAAGCCAAGCCUCGCUGCGGGUCCCAGGCAUGCAAGGCAUGGACAGCGACGACGAAUCCAAAACUCCUUCAGCAUCUCCUCGCCACGGCCGCUCCAGACCUUCUUCCAUUGCUAUUGAGUCGUCCUCAGAGUCAGAGGACGGGGACUCCAGAGGAGAGAUAUUUGAUAUCUUCGUGGCGACAGCUGAUUAUAACCCCAUCAUAGCCGACAAGGAGUCGAUAACUUUGAAAGAGGGGCAGUAUGUGGAGGUCCUCGAUUCCGCUCACCCGCUCAAGUGGCUCGUCCGCACGAAGCCCACCAAAUUCAGCGCGUCCCGGCAAGGCUGGGUGUCUCCGGCCUAUCUGGAUAAGCGUCUAAAGUUGUCUCCAGAGUGGGGAUCGGGAGACGCAGUGGAGUCCCCGGGAGACAGUGUCUCUGAAGAGGAUUAUAAAAAGAAGUUAAGCACUCUCAUCCAGGAGCUGCUGAGUACGGAGAAAGAAUACGUCCGAGAGCUCCAGUUUCUGCAGACGCACCACAUCCAGUACACCGAGACAUGCGGCGACGUCCCGGAGACCGUGGCCAACCAGAAGAGCACCAUCUUCCGAAACAUCAGCGACAUCGGUGGCUUCCAUACAAACAAUUUCUUUCCUGAACUUAAGAAGUGUGACACGGAUGACGACGUGGCCAUGUGCUUCAUAAAGAACGAGGAAGAAUUCAACAAGUACAUCAUGUACCUGGUGGGACGCGUUCAGGCCGAAUCGGUCGUGGUCGGAAACGCCGUCCAGGAGUUCUACAAGAAAUACACAGAGGACACGUACGCGCUCGCUGACCCCUCCAAACCUCCGCCUCCCCCUCUACAACACUACCUGGAGAGACCCAUCAACCGGAUCCAGAGAUACCAAGUCAUCCUCAAGGAACUGAUCCGCAACAAGGCGAGAAAUGGAAAGAACUGCGCUCUCCUUGAACAAGCCUACGCCAUUGUGUCAGCGCUCACUCGCCGCUCAGAAAACUUUCUUCAUGUGUCCAUGAUUGAGAAUUAUCCCGGAACCCUGGAGGCGCUCGGAGAACCAAUCCGCCAGGGACAUUUCAUUGUGUGGGAAGGAGCUCCUGGAGCACGAAUGGCCUGGAAAGGUCACAAUCGCCACGUAUUCCUCUUUAAGAACUACGUUGUCAUCUGUAAACCCAAGCGGGACACGCGGACGGACACCUAUAGCUACGUUUUCAAGAACAUGAUGAAGCUUACAAACAUAGAUGUGAACGAUCAGGUUGAAGGUGACGACAGAGCCUUUGAGAUAUGGCACGAACGGGAAGACUCGGUCCGCAAGUACCUGCUGCAGGCGCGCACGUUCAUCAUCAAAAACUCCUGGGUGAAAGAUAUCUGCGGCAUCCAGCAGCGCUUCAGUCUGCCUCAGUGGAAUCCUCCGCAGUUCAUAGAGUUUUUGGCAGACUGCACGGCCGAGCUCGGGGAAACCGUUAAGCUGGCGUGCCGAGUAACGGGAACACCGAAACCUAGCGUCAGUUGGUAUAAAGAUGGCCGACCUGUAGAGGUUGACCCCCACCACAUUAUCAUCGAAGACCCCGACGGUUCCUGUACUCUCAUUCUGGAUAACCUGACGGGCGCCGACUCCGGCCAAUACAUGUGUUUUGCGGUCAGUGCCGCGGGAAGCGCCAGCACGCUGGGAAAAAUACUGGUCCAAGUUCCUCCGAGGUUCGUCAACAAACUCCGAAACUCUCACUUUGUGGAUGGGGAGGACACUCAGUUUACCUGCACCAUUGAAGGAGCUCCUUAUCCUCAAAUAAGGUGGUACAGAGAUGGUUCUCCAUUGCCUGAUUCCGGGAGACACCAGACCUUUGCUGAACCACGGAGCGGUGUGCUAGUGCUGGUGAUAAAGAAUGCCACCAAGGAGGACGUUGGGUAUUAUGAAUGUGAGCUGGCGAAUCGGUUGGGAUCAGCGCGCAGCGGGGCAGAUUUAAACCUACAGACGGCGUCUUUAUUGGCCCACGAGAGGAGAGGAGACCAGACCAUCACCAUUGAAGUUACUGAGCAAGAAACUAAAGCCCCCAAGAAAACCGUCAUCAUAGAGGAGACCAUAACAACAGUGGUGAAAAGUCCAAGGAUGAGGCGCAGGGUGUCCCCUUCUCCUUCACGGCCUGCUUCUGGUCAAUCCCCAUCGCGAUCUCCAAGACCUGAAAUGCUAACUCCGGAGCCGCAGUACCUGAUGAGGAGCAAGCAGCCCGUCUACAAGGUGGAGCACGAAACCAAGAAGACAAUCGUCCCCACGUUGUAUGUGACAGAACCAGACGCAGAACGAGGCGCGAGAGCAGAAGAGCAAAAGAACAGAUGGGUCGAAGUUGAGGAAAUCAUUGAAUUCAAGGUGAAAAAAUCCCCCAAACUACCAAGAAAAAGAGGGACUUCUCCAGCAAAGCCCGAUGAUGGAGGAGCAAGGAAGUUCACUCAAUAUAGACCAAGACGAUCUCCUGAUGAUGACCCAAACACAAACAACUCCAACAACAAAUUGGUUGAACAAACUAAGUCUUCGUUCAGCUCCUGUAGUUUGUCUGAGGUCGAUCUGCCAUCAAUGGAAUACGGACUCGUAGAAGAUUCAGAAGAGGAAGAUCAGGAGUCUCAGUUUGUUUCUGAGCAAGAGGACAACUCCUCGUUCUUUCUGACAAAUGAUACCAAUGGCUCGCAGACCGGGGAAGAAUGUAGCAAUACUGUCACAGAACCAGGAACCCAACGGGCAACAUUUACCGUUUCUGGAGACGAUGAGACUCCAACUGCGGCAGUAAAUUCAGAGACCGACGAAAAUAUAGGUGAAGAAACGGGCAAAUGGUCUGAGGAAGGGGAAGUUCAAGAUCCAGGACAAAUGGUAUGUUCAGAAGGAGAAGACUGCGUCGUAGAAGAACCAUCAGACGAAGAAUCCGAUGAGCUUAAAAACAGAGAUAAAAAAAUUCUCACCCGUGAUGGGAAACUACUGACGCUGGAAGACCUGGAGGAUUACGUUCCUGGCCAAGGAGAGACUUACGGAUGUGAAGAUGAUGAUGAUGAUGAUGAUUCAAACAACCCAGGAGAUGCUCCUUGUGAGAUAUCUGUACUGCAAGCUGAGAUUAACGAGCCAACCGUUGGCAAGCCCGUGUUACUGAAUGUGGGAAGACCCAUUGUCCCCAAACAAAGGCAGAGUUUUUUCAGCAACUUUAAGGAAAAUAUGACUGGUGGCAUAUUCAUGGCUGCUUCCAGAAUGGGUAGGAUGAACUUGAUGGGGUCCCCAAACGUUUCUUUCCACGUGAAUCAAACCCGCACGGCACAAGCAAGCGUGGCGGGCGCGUCGGCCGGCCGGCCCUCGUUCAACAUCAAACCUUCUUUCUGUACCGAAGUCCAGCGCUCUGCAGAGACCGGGCAGCCCAGCUUCAAAACGGAGGUUUCGACCCGGACCCUGAGCUACGGAACCCUCGGGGAAACCGUAACAUUGCACAUAAGCAAGAACGACCCUUCACAGGGCUAAGGAGAGAGAGCGUGU